Messenger RNA from Nyctereutes procyonoides (raccoon dog), 933 nucleotides. It is a transcript of the gene PTRH1, whose product is annotated as peptidyl-tRNA hydrolase 1 homolog. Bases 45 to 713 code for a protein of 222 amino acids. The record is from RefSeq and is a predicted model, not a curated record. Lineage: Eukaryota; Metazoa; Chordata; Mammalia; Carnivora; Canidae. The transcript is spliced from 5 exons. Gene Ontology annotation, molecular function: peptidyl-tRNA hydrolase activity.
GCUGACAACGUCAGGGGGCGGGGCCCACGCCUGACUGGGGCAGCAUGCCGCCGCCCGGCCCCCUGCGAGCGGCCCUGUGGAGGAGUAGCGCCAUGAACUGGAGCCUUUUGGAACCGCGGCCCCCGGGGAAGCGGUGGCUGGUGGCCGGCCUGGGAAAUCCUGGACUGCCCAGCACGCGGCACAGCGUGGGCUUGGCGGUGCUGGGGCAGCUGGCACGGCGGCUGGGGGUGGCAGACGGCUGGGCACGGGACCGGCGCUGCGCCGCCGACCUCGCCCUGGCCGCGCUCGAUGAUGCCCAGCUGGUCCUGCUUCGGCCCCGGCGGCUCAUGAACGCCAACGGGCGCAGCGUGGCCCGGGCGGCGGAGCUGUUUGGGCUGACUGCUGAGGAGGUCUACCUGGUGCACGAUGAGCUGGACAAGCCCCUGGGGAAACUGGCCCUGAAGCUGGGAGGAAGCUCCAGGGGCCACAACGGAGUCCGUUCCUGCAUUAGCUGUCUCAAUUCCAGUGCAAUGCCGAGGCUGCGGGUGGGCAUCGGGCGCCCGACAGAGCCUGAUACAGUGAAGGCCUACGUGCUAGGCUGUUUCUCCGCCGCUGAGCAGGAACUGCUGCCUCCAUUGCUGGAGCGAGCUACUGACCUGCUCCUGGACCACAUCCGUGAGCGAAGCCAGGGCUUGUCGUCAGGCUUUAACAUCCAUGAACACAUGCCUGCCUGACCACCACGCCCACACACCCAGCCCCGUUUACAGAGGUGCCAUGCCAACCUGUGGUAUCCACUUUUUAUAGAACUCUUCUCUGGGCUGCCUCAGGCUGCCUAUAGAUUGAAGAGGGGACUGUGGCUGCAAUGAUCCACUUCUGGGGUGGGGAUUAGUCUUCUCUCUGUGUCUUACUUGGAAAGUGGAGAAACUUCAGGAAGAGUAAACUUUUUGAGCCUUU